Diceros bicornis minor is the source of this 993-nucleotide messenger RNA. RefSeq names its product interferon lambda-4-like. The transcript is spliced from 4 exons. Gene Ontology annotation, molecular function: cytokine activity. Gene Ontology annotation, biological process: positive regulation of immune response; cell surface receptor signaling pathway via JAK-STAT; innate immune response. Lineage: Eukaryota; Metazoa; Chordata; Mammalia; Perissodactyla; Rhinocerotidae. Bases 1 to 975 code for a protein of 324 amino acids. The record is from RefSeq and is a predicted model, not a curated record.
AUGGGGCAGAGUGGUGCAGCGGCGGUGUCCGCGGGGCUGUGGGUCUUGGUGACGGUGGGCGUGGCGGCAGACCCCCGCGCGGCGGCGCCCCGGCGCUGCCUCCUGUCGCACUACCGCUCGCUGGACCCCGGGGCGCUGGCGGCGGUCAAGGCGCUGAGGGACCGCUACGUGAGUGACGCGCAGACCCUCCGCCCCGGACCCUGGGCCCGCCGGGCGCGGAGACGCAGGGCCCUGAGCCGAGGGGCCCUUAGGACCAGGCGUCCAGCAGGCGCAGGUCUUGUCUACGGGUCCAGGGCGCCCCUCCAGGCGGACUCGGCUGCACGUCGGGGCGCAGGGCUCGGCAAGGCGAGCGCGGGCUGCAUUUCAGCCGCGAUCACGCCUCCGGAGAGCCCUGUGGUUCAGUCCACAACAAGCAUCACCGCACCGGCCGCCGCCGUCCCCGUCCAGGGAUCCCCGACGUCCCAGCCCUUCAGGAGCCCUGGCGAGGAGGCCCGGCCUCACCCGACCCUGGUCCCGCAGGAGGAAGAGACGCUGAGCAGGAGGCCGCGCCUCUGCUCCUUGCGGCCCUCGGGGAGUCCGCGAGCCGGCGGGGAGGCGCGGGCCCGGGCGGCCCUCUCUCACUCCCGGUCCCCGCACUCGUGCGCGCGCCUCCGCCUCGUGGCCCGGGGCAUCGCGGACGCCCAGGCCGUGCUGAGCAACCUGCGAGGUCCCGAGCGGGUCCCCGGCACCGGCCCGACCCUGGAGCUGCUGGCGGCCGCGGCCCGGGACGUGGCGGCCUGCCUCGAGCUGGUCCGGCCAGGCUCCUGGAGGAAGUCCCUGCGGCCACCCAGGAGGCGUCCCAACGCACGGAGAGCUGAGUGGAGCCAGGGUGAAGCGGACUCGCCUCGGUGCCACGAAGCCACCGUCAUCUUCACCCUCCUGCGCCUGCUCACGUGGGACCUGAGGCUGGUGGCGCACGCGGGGCCUUGUGUCUGAUCCGCCGGGCUCCGCCGG